GGUACAAAAGCUCAUUUUUGGUGGGAUUUAGAAAUACCCCUCUCGGAUGGAUAUGCCACAGCAUCCUCACAAAGUAGUUCCGCGGAGCGAGAGGCUAUAGAGAUCACCUUGAGCUGCUCUCACUGUAGCGCCAGUUACAUCGGUCUCAGAGAACGACUGUCGAUCCAAGAACUUCUUCCCAUUCUCAAGCGAUCACCAUGCCUCAGCCGAAGAACGUCGACAUGGGCUCCGCCUUCAUCCAGACGCAGCAGCUGAACGCCGCCAUGGCUGACACCUUCCUGGAGCACAUGUGCCUGCUGGACAUCGACUCUGAACCCACAACUGCCCGCAACACUGGAAUCAUCUGCACCAUCGGUCCGGCCUCUCGCUCGGUCGACACCCUGAAGGAGAUGAUCAAAUCUGGAAUGAACAUCGCCCGUCUGAACUUCUCUCACGGAACACACGAGUAUCAUGCAGGUACCAUCAAGAAUGUGCGUGAGGCCUGUGAGAGCUUCGAGCCCGGCAGCAUCCAGUACCGGCCGAUUGGAAUCGCACUUGACACCAAAGGGCCAGAGAUCAGGACUGGACUCAUCCGAGGAAGUGGCACAGCUGAGGUGGAGCUGAAGAAGGGCAACAUGAUCAAGAUCACCUUGGAUGAUUCCCACCAGGAUAACUGCAGUGAUGAGAUUCUGUGGCUGGACUACAAGAACAUCACCAAGGUGGUGGAGGUUGGCAGCAAGAUCUACAUCGACGAUGGCCUCAUCUCCCUGAUGGUCAAAGAAAUCGGCUCCGAUUACCUCAACUGUGAGAUUGAGAACGGUGGAUCCUUGGGCAGUAAGAAGGGAGUGAACCUCCCAGGCGCUGCUGUAGAUCUGCCAGCCGUCUCGGAAAAGGACAUCCAAGACUUGACGUUCGGCGUGGAGCAGGGAGUGGACAUGGUCUUCGCCUCCUUCAUCCGUAAAGCCGCCGACGUCCACGCUGUCAGAGAGGUGCUGGGAGAGAAGGGCAAAAACAUCAAGAUCAUCAGCAAGCUGGAGAACCACGAGGGAGUGCGCAGAUUCGACGAGAUCAUGGAGGCCAGCGACGGCAUCAUGGUCGCCCGUGGUGACCUGGGUAUCGAGAUCCCAACUGAGAAGGUCUUCCUCGCCCAGAAGAUGAUGAUCGGCCGCUGCAACCGAGCUGGCAAGCCCAUCACGUGUGCCACUCAGAUGCUGGAGAGCAUGAUCAAGAAGCCGCGUCCCACUCGUGCUGAGGGCAGCGACGUGGCCAACGCCGUGCUGGACGGCGCCGACUGCAUCAUGCUGAGCGGCGAGACCGCCAAGGGAGACUACCCCCUGGAGGCCGUGCGCACACAGCACAUGAUUGCUCGUGAAGCCGAAGCGGCCAUGUUCCACCGGCAGGUGUUCGAGGACCUGCGUCGCUCCACGCCGUACUGCAAAGACCCGGCCGAGGCCAUUGCUAUCGGUGCCGUUGAGGCCUCCUUUAAGAGCUUAGCGUCUGGAAUUAUUGUGAUCACAGGCUCUGGAAGGUCCGCCCACCUGCUCUCCAGGUACAGGCCCCGCGCUCCCAUCCUGGCUGUGACCCGUAACGCGCAGACUGCUCGCCAAGCCCACCUGUACCGAGGAAUCUUCCCUGUGCUCUACACUAAACCGGCGCACGACGUCUGGGCCGAGGACGUGGACAUGCGCGUCAACUUCGCCAUGGAUAUGGGUAAGGCCCGAGGCUUCUUCAAGACCGGAGACGUUGUCAUCGUACUGACCGGCUGGCGCCCCGGUUCUGGCUACACCAACACCAUGCGUGUGGUCCUGGUGGCCUAAAAAGCUGCUCAGGUUUCCUCCAGCCCGCCUGCCCGACAUCCCAUCUCCACACUCGACCUCACGGUUUUAGAUGAACCUCUGAAGAAUUAGGGCACACUUUCUCAGUCCAUUCCUUUCACAGUGAUUCCUGAAUCCAGUCGGCCCAACCUCAGACCAGAAACUGCUGUGCCGCGCUCACUCGAGUGCCGUCGGCAGGCCUCGUGCAUGCGCUCUGAUUUCGGUGGAGUUGGUGGCGAGGCCACGCGCCCAUCCUGCCGGAGCACUCCCCUCGCACUGAAAUGUAAUCGACACUCCUCCGCCGGACUACCGAACAAAGUGACGAAACGUCAAGGGCUCCACCUCUCCACCAAAACAGACCCGCUGUGUGUGCGCUUUCUGUGUGUGCGUGUUAGUGUUGCACUCCGAGCUAUGUUACACUCAAGUAUACUUGACUAUGUGGUGAGUUUCACAUCCAAGACUGCUUAUAUUUUGUCAGAGAGUUGUCAGUUUUGGAUGUCUUGUUAGAGCUGCUGUAUUUAUGUUGUAAGGUGUUCUCUGUACUCGCUGGCAUUUAGAAAAACAGUGUUCAUUUAUCAAACUAAGCACCUUUUUAAGUGACCUGGGAUGUGAUUUAGUUUCCUUCAGAGCCGCCAGCGAUGGCUUCAUAACCCCUCGCGCUCGUUCGUCUCCUCUGUGAGUGUCGCCGUCUAACAUGCUUCUGAUUGUUUGGCUGAAAGUGAACAUGGGGUGAGCUGUGGAAGACUGGAUUUCAAUCAGUAAAGUCCAUGAAAUCAAACAA
Molecule: messenger RNA, 2574 nt
Organism: Synchiropus splendidus (mandarinfish)
Lineage: Eukaryota; Metazoa; Chordata; Actinopteri; Syngnathiformes; Callionymidae
Gene: pkma
Product: pyruvate kinase M1/2a
Exons: 11
Coding region: 198-1796 (532 amino acids)
Biological process (GO): glycolytic process
Cellular component (GO): cytoplasm
Molecular function (GO): pyruvate kinase activity; potassium ion binding; magnesium ion binding
Source: RefSeq, a predicted model, not a curated record